Paramecium tetraurelia is the source of this 1899-nucleotide messenger RNA. RefSeq lists its product as uncharacterized. The record is from RefSeq and is a predicted model, not a curated record. Gene Ontology annotation, molecular function: cysteine-type deubiquitinase activity. The transcript is spliced from 5 exons. Lineage: Eukaryota; Ciliophora; Oligohymenophorea; Peniculida; Parameciidae.
AUGAAACUAAUCGAAAUUGUUCAAUUGAUUGAAGCAUUCUAAAAGGAGUAAUACUAUCCUGAAAUUGUAUACCUAUUAUCUAAAAAUUGGAUCUAAACUUUUAUAAAUUCUGUCAAAUUCGAUAACCAAUAAAAUAUCCCAAUGAAGCCAAUAAAUCACGAUAUUGUAGAUGAAACAAAAUCUAAUGUUCUCUAAUAUUAAGAUGAUAUAUACAAUUCAUUUUUAAAGGAUAAUUUACGUCGAAAUGUUGAUUACAUUUACAUAAGCCAAUAAAUAUGGUCACAUCUAAAUUCACUUUAUGAUGGGUACUGUAUCAAAAGAUAAUUGAGAAAUUUAAAUUAAAUCAAUGAAUUCAUCAUUUUUCACUUUAUCCCAGUCUACCAAUUCUAAUAGCACUUUAUUGAAGGAAUCCAAUAAUUUGAUUCCAGUUGGAAUAUGUCCUAAAUUAUAUCCCAUCUAGAAAAUGCAUUAUAAAAUUAGUUAUCAUUCCAAACACCAAAAACAAAUUUCAUAUCAUUGUAUACUCUCAAGAAUGAGAAUUAAACUAGUUUUGUUUAAAUUGUAUAAGAAGUUAAAGAAAAAAGGAUUGAAGUAGAAAAUAUAAAAGAAAUAACUUAAUUGCGUAAUAAGAAAUACAUAUUACUGGAUAUUAAAUUGUUGAAUAAAGGUUUCUUUUUUGAAAAGACUUAACAGAUAAAUCAAGACAAAAAUGAGGGUUUAUUAAAUUAAGAAUAUAUUGAAAAUUGUAGGAGAGGUCUAUCUUUAUUUGAGAAUCAAUAAACUUUAUUAAGUUGCAUGCUUAAAUGCUACGAAAACAUUGAUGCAAUUAGAAAUGAAAUACUUUGUAAUCUAACAUACAAAUACUAGAAUUUAAAGUAGAUUAUACAAGAAUCAUAUUAUGGAUUUACUGAUUAUGUCUAUUAUGAUUUGAUGGAUUAUGAGUUUUUAGAGGAAAAAUAAGUGCUGAUCACUAAAUCAAGAUAUGAUGCAGUUUAUAUUUACAACAAUGAAAACAGAAUCAUUAUUAAUAAUUAAAGAAAUAUUAAAUAGUUAGUGGAAUCUCUAUUGAUCCACCCUUAAUUAUAAUGUGAUUUUAAUUCAGUCUUGUUUGAGUGCAGCAAUGAAUAUUAUACUGAAGAAAUCGAUUUUGCAAAGCCUGCUUAUAGUUUGAAGGAAGGGUAUAAAUAUUAAUUGAGGAAGUUAAUGUGGUAAGAACGCAAUAUUAAUAAUGAGGACAAAAUAGAAAUUCGAGUUCAUCAAUGCAUAUAUGAAAAUAUUGGUUAUCAAUAAUACAAGCCUUUUGCUGCGAUAUUAAAAUGCUAUAUAAGUUAGUAGGCUAAAUUCUCAGAUUUACACUUAUUAGUAGCUAACUUAUUUGAAGAAAUAAAUUUUGAAAAUUAUAAAGAAUUACGAUUGAAUAAGAGAUAUAGUUUAUAUUUCUAAACGGAUUAAUAAGGCUCAAUAAAAUGUACAUUUUGUUAGUAGAAAUUGUGCAAUAAUUGUUAAGUGCCAUUUAAUGAUAAAUCUUUGAAAUUUGGUAGUAGGGUCAUUAACAUAUAUGUUGUAUAUGAAGAAAUGCUAUCUGUUACUUCUGCUUAUUAGCCAGAAAUAUUUGAUAAUUAUUUCCUUAGGUAAUAUUUUGAAGUGGAUUGGGCUAAGGAUAAAAUUCUAAUUUUGAACAUAAAUUAAGAAUAAAUAAAACCUUAUAAUAUUAAAUAUUAUUUUGAUUCACAUCUUUAUUAGUUAUAAGGAAUAAUUGAAAAGGUAUCAUAAAAUGAAUAUUAAUGUUAUUGUCUGAAAUAGUAAUAAUGGUAUAAAUAUACAAAAAAUAAAUUCUAGAUGGUUGAUCAUCUGGACGAUGAUUUGAAUGUUGUUAAACUGUUCUAUAUAAGAAAAUGA